Clonostachys rhizophaga is the source of this 252-nucleotide messenger RNA. The record is from the annotation of a GenBank genome assembly. NCBI's taxonomy places the organism in Eukaryota, Fungi, Ascomycota, Sordariomycetes, Hypocreales, Bionectriaceae.
AUGUCUGCAUCGCUAGCACCAGAAUGCAAUGAUGUCAAAGAACGUUACGAUACUUGCUUCUUGAAGUGGUACAGCGAGAAGUAUUUGCGCGGUGCAGAGAAAAAUAGUCAAGAAUGCGCUGGCUUGUUUGCAGAGUACCAGAAGUGCCUCAAGGUGGCGCUCAAAGAUCGAGGCAUCGACAAGUUGCUAGACGAGGCUCGCGAGGACAACAAAGAGAAUGAUGUGAGAUUACUAUCUCCAAAAAACGACUAG